Molecule: messenger RNA, 4284 nt
Organism: Anopheles stephensi (Asian malaria mosquito)
Lineage: Eukaryota; Metazoa; Arthropoda; Insecta; Diptera; Culicidae
Product: chromatin-remodeling complex ATPase chain Iswi-like
Exons: 3
Coding region: 212-3298 (1028 amino acids)
Biological process (GO): nucleosome organization; regulation of transcription by RNA polymerase II
Cellular component (GO): chromatin; nucleus
Molecular function (GO): ATP-dependent chromatin remodeler activity; ATP hydrolysis activity; histone binding
Source: RefSeq, a predicted model, not a curated record
GCACGCAUCUACACGGCUGUCAGUCGUUUGACAUUUAGCUGCAGCAGUGUAGACAAGAGCUUAGCGCAAAGCAAAUAAAUAACAAGAGCAUAAAUGUUGGGUGCUAACUUUGUGUUGACUGCCGUCGGAAACAUAUACAAAUGAUUGCAAAACACCGGCAUUGUUCAUUAAAGUCAUCGAAAACAGCAGCAGAAAAGUAGCUAGUACCAGCAUGUCCAACGAGGAGGAGAAUGCCGUGGAGGCAACCGACACAAAUGAAAACUCGAAUGAAUCCAAUUGCGACAGCACCUCGUCCCACAUCAAGGAGCCAGACUACGAUGCCACUUUGGAAACGGACCGCGGAAAGCGGUUUGAGUUUCUGCUCAAGCAGACGGAGAUCUUUGCCCAUUUCAUGAACUCGGCACCGAGCAAGAGCAGUCCACCGAAGGUACCGCGUGGCCGCAAGCCGAAGGUGGAUAAAAAUGCCGAUACGGGUGACCAUCGGCAUCGCAAGACGGAGCAGGAGGAAGAUGAGGAGCUGCUGGCUGAGACUAAUCAGAAGGCAAAGACAUUGUUCCGUUUCGAAGCGUCCCCACCGUACAUCAAGGCCGGUGAGAUGCGUGAUUAUCAGAUCCGUGGGCUGAACUGGAUGAUUUCAUUGUACGAGAACGGCAUCAACGGCAUUUUGGCGGACGAGAUGGGUCUGGGUAAAACGUUGCAGACUAUCUCGCUGCUAGGAUACCUGAAGAACAUACGGAACAAUCCGGGGCCGCACAUAGUGAUCGUGCCGAAAUCGACGCUUCAGAACUGGGUGAACGAAUUCGGCCGAUGGUGUCCAUCGAUUCGGGCAGUGUGUCUGAUCGGUGAUCAGGAAACGCGAACUGCAUUCAUUCGCGAUGUGUUGAUGCCGGGCGAAUGGGACGUUUGUAUCACGUCGUACGAGAUGUGCAUACGUGAGAAGGCCGUGUUCAAGAAGUUCAACUGGCGUUACAUGGUUAUCGACGAGGCGCAUCGUAUCAAGAACGAAAAGUCGAAACUGUCGGAGAUUUUGCGCGAGUUUAAGACGGCCAAUCGCUUGCUGCUGACCGGAACACCGCUGCAGAACAAUCUGCACGAGCUGUGGGCGCUGCUGAACUUCUUGCUGCCGGACAUUUUCAACAAUGCUGAAGAUUUUGAUAGCUGGUUCGACGCGAAUCAGUGCUUGGGCGAUAAUUCGCUGAUCGAGCGUCUGCAUGCCGUGCUGAAACCGUUCUUGCUGCGUCGUCUGAAGUCCGAGGUCGAGAAGCGGCUGUUGCCGAAGAAGGAGGUAAAGAUCUUUGUCGGACUGUCCAAGAUGCAGCGCGAUUGGUACACGAAGAUCCUGAUGAAGGACAUUGAUGUGGUGAACGGAGCGGGCAAGGUGGAGAAGAUGCGUCUGCAGAACAUUCUGAUGCAAUUGCGCAAGUGCACCAACCAUCCGUAUCUGUUCGAUGGAGCGGAACCGGGCCCGCCGUACACGACCGACUACCAUCUGCUGGAAAACAGUGGCAAGAUGGUGGUUCUCGACAAGCUGCUCAGGAAGCUGCAGGAGCAAGAAUCUCGCGUACUGAUCUUCAGUCAAAUGACACGUAUGCUGGACAUUCUGGAAGAUUUUUGCCACUGGCGAGGCUACCAGUACUGCCGUCUGGAUGGGCAAACGCCCCACGAGGACCGUUCGAACAUGAUCGCAGAUUACAACGCCGAAAACAGCACCAAGUUUAUCUUCAUGCUGUCGACGCGCGCCGGAGGAUUGGGUAUCAAUUUGGCCACCGCCGAUGUGGUCAUCAUCUACGACUCGGACUGGAAUCCGCAGAUGGAUUUGCAGGCCAUGGAUCGAGCGCAUCGCAUCGGGCAGAAGAAACAGGUGCGCGUGUUCCGACUCAUCACGGAGAACACGGUAGAGGAAAAGAUUGUCGAGCGGGCGGAAGUGAAGCUGAAGCUGGACAAGCUCGUAAUUCAGCAGGGCCGGCUGGUGGACAACAAGACGAAUCAACUGAACAAGGACGAGAUGUUGAACAUCAUUCGCUUCGGUGCAAAUCACGUAUUCCAGUCUCGCGAUUCCGAAAUCACCGACGAAGACAUCGACGCCAUUCUGCAAAAGGGCGAAGAGAAGACGCAGGAACAGAAUGAAAAGCUGGACAAGCUGGGUGAGAGUUCACUGCGCGGUUUUACUCUCGAUGCGGAGAACCUCGAGAAUCGCUCGGUGUACCAGUUCGAGGGUGAAGAUUAUCGCGAGAAGCAAAAGCUGCACACGCUUGGGUCGUGGAUCGAACCGCCAAAGCGUGAGCGUAAGGCAAACUAUGCGGUCGACGCUUACUUCAAGGAAGCUUUGCGCGUAGCCGAACCGAAAGCACCGAAAGCGCCGAGACCACCGAAGCAACCGAUUGUGCAAGAUUUCCAGUUUUUCCCGCCAAGACUGUUUGAACUGCUCGAUCAGGAGAUCUAUCACUAUCGCAAGACCGUAAACUACAAGGUACCGAAGAACUCCGAUCUUGGCACGGAAGCGAACAAGGUUCAACGCGAGGAACAGCGCAAAAUUGACGAAGCAGAGCCGCUUACGGAAGAGGAGCUGGUCGAGAAGGAAUCGCUGCUGACGCAAGGUUUUACCAACUGGACAAAGCGUGACUUCAAUCAGUUCAUUAAGGUAAACGAGAAGUACGGUCGGGAUGACAUGGAGAAUAUAUCUCGUGAAGUCGAAGGUAAGACACCGGAGGAGGUUAUGGAGUACAGUACGGUGUUUUGGGAGCGUUGUCAUGAGCUGCAGGACAUUGAUCGUAUCAUGGGCCAGAUAGAGCGCGGUGAGGCCAAGAUUCAACGCCGUGCUUCGAUCAAAAGGGCGCUGGACAGUAAGAUGGCACGAUAUCGCGCACCAUUCCAUCAGUUGCGCAUUGCGUACGCAAACAAUAAGGGUAAAAAUUACACCGAGGAAGAAGAUCGUUUCCUGGUGUGUAUGCUGCACAAGCUCGGAUUCGACCGGGAGAACGUGUACGAAGAGCUGCGAGCGGCCGUACGGUGUGCACCACAGUUUCGCUUCGAUUGGUUCCUGAAGUCCCGGAAUGCUCUUGCGUUGCAGCGUCGUUGCAAUACGCUCAUCACACUGAUUGAGCGUGAAAAUCAGGAAAUCGAAGAGAAGGAACGGCUAGAGAAGAAGAAAAAGACGGGUGGCGGUAGUGUGACCGCUGGUGGAGGGGGUGCUGUUGGUGGAGGUGCUGGAAGCGGAGUGCCAAAACCGAACCAAAAGCGCAAAGCCGAUGGCAAUCCUGUGACGAACGACAAGAACAAAAAGAAGAAGAAAUCCUAAGUCGCUCGAGGGCAGCUCUGGUUCAAAAUUCGAAAGCUCUUGAGAAUGGUAGGUGUUGUUUAGAAUUGGGACUAAUUUUUAAACAAUAAUUUCACUACGAAUGAUGAGAUGGAGCAGGCAUCUGGCCUGAGGGAAAGAGCGGAAAAGGAGGCACACAUUCCGCACCCCGGACUCGGGAUCCCAAUCCUUGAGGAUCUCGAAAUUUGAAUUAGCUCCCAGCUUAGUCAACAAUCCUCGAUUCGUCCUGCAUGAGCGUUGUAAGUCCCUAUAGGUUUAAAAUAGCAAAAAUCUGACACGCGCUCAUGUACGCCGGUUAGUUUAAAAAAAACGACGAGUGUACUUCCUAUACUUACGUCCUGCCGUUUCCUCAUUCUUGGAGACAUUUCAAUCAUCUGUGUCGUUCAAUCAUCGCAUAAGUUUUACUCAAUUGCUUUACCUAUGCUAAUCGAAAGGUCCACUACUAAUUGCGUGUGUUAAUAGUACGAUGUCUGAUAGUGUGUGUAGUCAUAAAAGAGAGAGAGAGAGAGAGAGAGAGAGAGAGAGAGAGAGAGAGAGAGAGAGAGGGGGGGAGAGAGCUAGAGCUAGAAAGCAAAGUUCAAGUCGUGUGGUGGGAAAAGACAACUUAUACAAUCCAGUAUUGAUCCAGUUUGCAACUAUCUUAAACCUAUCUCGUAAACGAGCGUUUGGGAUUGACUGUACGGUGAUUCCUUAUUAGCAAUGAAUCGAUUUUAAAAUGAUCAAAGCCCUCCCCUAGCUCCGUAGUGCUAUUUUGCUAAUUAUACGAACAAACGCGACUUAAAAGAAUAGUCAGUUAAGCUGCUACAGCCAGUACUACUUACUCUAUGCGUGUAUUUAUGGUAAGCUUCAGUAGAGAUUAUGACGCACGCGUAAUGGCGACGAUUAAUAGUAACUAUAGAGAUCUGCCGGUCGCUCACGAUCGCAAAUAAACUUUUGCCCAGUCAUAGCAUUCAGAGUGCUGCAACAUA